AUGGCUGAACUCCCCGACAGCGACAAGGUGUUUAGGGACACCGCUUUUAUGGACAAAAACAAGCACAUCUCUAACAAAUGGAUUCGGAUUGCCGAACUGUACCCCGACGGCAUCCACGAGCCUCUUCUUCCACGGGCAUUAUCCCGUGAGCAGUUUGGGCAGGGCAAUCACUAUGAAUGCUUUAUGCUUACCACCCUGUCCACCCUGGUGCGUUUCCCCAGCGUCAUCCAGAACUGCUUUGUCUCCAAUCACGUUCGACGGGAUGGGCGUUACACGUUCAAGUUUUUUCGCGGCAAGGAGUGGGAAAAGGUGGAGAUUGAUGACUACAUCCCCCUCGAGAAUGACGGAGAGCUUUACAUUCGUUCGCCCACCCGACACUGGUGGCCCCUGCUCCUGGAAAAGGCAUACGCGAAAUUCUACACCAGCUACGAUAAUCUUGAGGGCUGCACCCUGCAGGAGGCGUACUACGACCUGACUGGCAACCCCGUGCUCAACAUUCCCAUUGACGCGCAGGUCGCCAAGGCCGCUGGGGCUGACGUAAUGGAGGGCCACUACUGGCUGGACCUGGCGCAGAAGAUCCAGUCUGGACAGUUUGUGGCCUCUGUAUUGACGAGGGAUAUGGAGGGUGAGAAUAUGGGCAUUCAGAGCGAGCAGCACUACGGUGUCCUUGAGAUCUUUUCGAUGACAGGCACGUCGUCAGUGGAGGACAUUGUCAUCCACCUACACAACCCCUUUGAGGAUGAGGAGUUCCGCUAUACCGGCCCCUUGAACAGCAAGGACUCACGGUGGACGUCCAAGCUACGUGCCAAGUACAAAGUGGAUGACGAACGCUCCAUCUUUCUCCCACUCAACAACUUCCUGAAGAUUAUGAAUUCCAUGCAGCUGUGUUAUAUUUCCACAAUAGAUGGUGACGCUACGUACUUUGAUGACGAAUGGAAGGCGAGACCGCUGGCGGCA
Trypanosoma rangeli is the source of this 957-nucleotide messenger RNA. Its product is annotated as calpain-like cysteine peptidase. The record is from RefSeq and is a predicted model, not a curated record. Gene Ontology annotation, molecular function: calcium-dependent cysteine-type endopeptidase activity. Gene Ontology annotation, cellular component: cytoplasm. NCBI's taxonomy places the organism in Eukaryota, Euglenozoa, Kinetoplastea, Trypanosomatida, Trypanosomatidae. Gene Ontology annotation, biological process: proteolysis. The annotation marks the transcript as partial. The transcript has a single exon.